GUCGGACAUGCGCGGGCGAUAUUCACAGAAUGCAGAAAUUUGCCGGUAACGGCAAUUACUAAUAGCAAAAAUUUGAACAAAGGUAUAAAAACGCCAACCAUCAGAAUCAAAGCAGUUAUUGAAAUACAAUACUAUCAAAAAUGACAUCCCAACUUGCACGAGAAUUAGCUGAUUCAGGUAAUACACCGUUUGCGCUCAAUUAAAUUUCAUGCUAGGCGUCGAUUUAACAGCUCAUCUGUAGCGGUGGAGCGAGAGGUUGAUCGUAUGUUGCGAGAGCAUGGUGUUCAUCCUGCAAAAUACAUCGACAUAGCGUCUAUUGCAGUCCCUGAUUCGGAGGUCGCUAUCAAGACUGCUCAGUAUACUCAUAGUGAGCUUGAUCCAGUCAUGUGGAAUCACUCUAACAGAGUCUUUUACCUUGGAGCUGUGGUUGCAAGUGACCAAUUCCCUGAUUGGAACGCCGACCUUGAAACAUACUAUUUGACCUCGUUAUUCCAUGAUAUUGGAGUGGCACCAAAGUAUCAUCUUAGCACCUCUCUAUCGUUCGAAUUUUGGGGUGGGAUUCAUGCUCGAGAGAAGCUGUUGGAAUUUGGAGCCUCAAACUUGCAAGCCGACGAGGUUGCAGAAGCUAUCAUCAGGCACUGUGACUUUGUCCCCGGCCAAAUUCGAAAAACAGGACAGUUGAUACAGAUGGGUACUACGAUUGAUGUAAUCGGUCGAAAUCCGGAACUAUACGAUGUCAACACCAUAGACGACAUUGUGAAAAAGUAUCCCAGAUUAGGGUUCAACUGUCAUUUUGCGGAUUUGAUGGAUAAAGAGUGUCAGCAUAAGCCAGGAUGCCAUACAACUUCUGGCGAGUCAAUAAACUUCAUUGAUCUCAUUAGAAACAACAAGGUCAUGGAUAAGUAUGAUUCAAAGUAAGAUAUCAUGGAAACAAGAUAUAAUAAAGGAUUCGCUCUGUUAACGCAUCAAUAUCUGAAGCAAUGGGCAAAUGGAUUAAUGUAGUUUACCAUUCAGGGGCGUGCAAUUGGUAUGAGAGAGCCUAGUACCUGUUUGCAAUAGUAAAAUGAACCAUAU
Umbelopsis ramanniana AG is the source of this 1074-nucleotide messenger RNA. RefSeq lists its product as uncharacterized. The transcript has a single exon. The coding region runs from base 265 to 918 and encodes 217 amino acids. NCBI's taxonomy places the organism in Eukaryota, Fungi, Mucoromycota, Umbelopsidomycetes, Umbelopsidales, Umbelopsidaceae. The record is from RefSeq and is a predicted model, not a curated record.